Molecule: messenger RNA, 2319 nt
Organism: Microbotryum saponariae
Lineage: Eukaryota; Fungi; Basidiomycota; Microbotryomycetes; Microbotryales; Microbotryaceae
Source: the annotation of a GenBank genome assembly
AUGGCUGCGUCCCACACGAGCACCACAUCACCCGCUCUCGCAGCAGAGGGCAAGAAACGCAAGAGGAAACGACCCAACAAGACUGGCGGUGACAAACAAGAGGCGCCAACUGCUGCUUCCGCUUCAGCCGUGGCUUCGACUUCGUCGUCGGGCAGCGCUGCGAAGGCCGCUUCCAAGCCGACUCCGACGCCGGUCAACGACGAGGAUGUCGAGCCGUACAUCGACGAGCACUUUCAAGCCAAGGAGGCAGGCGAGAAGAACAAGAAGAACAAGACCAAGGCACUGGAUGCUGGCGAGGGUGCACCGAUCGGUUUCGAAACGGAUCAGCCACCGUCGGGCGCCUCUUCGCAGCCAGCAGCAGCAGCGGGCGACGGCGAUCCGCUCGCUCUCAUGACCGGCACCGCUCAGCCGGUCGCAGCGAUCCCAACCGCCUUUUCGACUUUGGAUCUCUCCCCCGGGACCAAGAAGGCGAUCGACGGGAUGGGCUUCACCAACAUGACCGAGGUACAGGCCAGGACGAUCCCUCCGUUGCUCGCCGGCCGAGACGUGUUGGGUGCCGCCAAGACCGGAUCGGGCAAGACGUUGGCUUUCCUCAUCCCUGCUGUGGAGAUGCUCAACAAGCUCAAGUUCAAGCCUAGGAACGGUCAGUAGUGCGAUCUUGGGCGCGAGCUAGAACUUCCCAUUCUGAUCAGAAUUCUCCGUCUCGCUCCCAGGUACCGGAGCGAUUGUCGUUUCGCCGACUCGGGAACUGGCGUUGCAGAUCUUUGGAGUCGCCAAGGAGCUGUGCGAACAUCAUAACCAGACUUUCGCCAUCGUUAUAGGGGGUGCGAACCGCAAGGCCGAGGCCGAGAAGCUCGUCAAGGGCGUCAACCUCUUGAUCGCCACUCCCGGUCGAUUGCUCGAUCAUUUGCAGGUCAGUAAGAGUGAAGUUUAGGUUCACCAUGGACCAGCAGCUCAUCACAUGCUCUAAUAUGCUCUCGCAGAACACCAAAGGAUUCGUCUUCAACAACCUCAAGGCGUUGGUCAUUGACGAGGCCGAUCGAAUUCUCGAAAUCGGAUUCGAGGAUGAAAUGAGACAAAUCAUCAGCAUUCUUCCCAAAGGUCAGUUACCAUAUAUUUCAGCGACCAAUGACAUGGAAACGGUUACUGAUCAAAAUUCACACCCAUUGCGGCCACAGAGAACCGACAAUCGAUGCUCUUCUCGGCGACCCAAACGACCAAAGUCACCGACCUGGCUCGCAUGUCGCUCCGACCCGGUCCCCUUUACAUCAACGUCGACUCGCACCGCGACACUUCGACCGCGGAGAACCUCGAACAAGGCUACGUCGUCUGCGACAGUGACAAGCGAUUCUUGUUGCUGUUCACCUUCUUGCGAAAGAACCUCAAGAAGAAGGUCAUUGUCUUUUUCUCGAGUUGCAAGUCGGUGCAGUACCAUGGCGAACUGCUCAACUACAUCGACGUGCCCGUUCUGGACUUGCAUGUGAGUCCGCUGUACCCAAAAAUUUGCAUGGGUUUCGCAACGCUGAUCUUGAGAUGCACUGAUUCGAACAGGGCAAACAAAAGCAACAAAAGCGCACCAACACCUUUUUCGAAUUCUGCAACGCGCCCACGGGGAUCCUACUCUGCACCGACGUCGCCGCGCGAGGGUUGGACAUUCCCAAAGUCGAUUGGAUCAUCCAAUUCGACCCCCCCGAUGAUCCGCGCGACUACAUCCAUCGCGUGGGACGUACGGCCCGAGCAGGUAAACAAGGUCGAUCGCUCCUCUUCCUCCUCCCCUCGGAAUUGGGGUUCCUUCGUUUCCUCAAAGCCGCUAAAGUCCCCUUGAACGAAUACGCUUUCCCACCCGAAAAAAUCGCCAACGUUCAAACGCAGUUGGAGAAGUUGAUCUCGAAGAAUUAUUACCUCCACCAAAGUGCGAGGGAUGGGUUCAGGGCUUAUAUUCAGAGUUAUGCGAGUUAUUCGUUAAAGACGAUCUUUGAUGUCGCCGCGUUGGAUUUGGCCAAGGUCGCGAAGGCGUUUGGGUUCCAGAGUCCCCCGAGUGUGAAUAUCAAUAUCGGGAGUGGGAUCAAGGGGAAGAAGAGGAAGGAUUCCAAGAGGGGGGGAAGUGACGAGGACAGUGGGGAUGAGGAGGGAGAAGAGGAGGAUGAGGAUUUGGAUCAGGUUUCGAGGAGGAACAAGGUCGCGAGUGUGCGAAGGGGUGGGAAUGGGCAAGAUAAGAGGCGAGAGGUAGAAGGGAACCGCAAGGUCGAGAAGGACUUUUAUCGCGAGGGGAGGGAGAAAAAGGCUAGGACCGAGCAGGGCAAGCAGUGGAGUCGGUGA